CUCACAUUCACCUAACACAUACACCACAGCUCAGAGCAUAGAAUCACACAGCAGCAGCCGAAAGGCCGAGGAACUAGGAAUGAAGGGAAGCAAGGUCCACGAGCACGAGGCCGACGUCCCUGCCUCCGAGCUGUGGGCGAUCUAUGGCACGCUCCGCGCCGCGGAGCUCCUGCCGGAGCUGCUCCCACACGUGCUCGCCAAGGUCGAGCUCCUCAGCGGCGACGGCGGUGUUGGUACCAUCUUGCAGCUAACAUUUCCUCCUGGGAUUCCUGGGCUGCAGAGUUACAAGGAGAAGUUCAUCAAAGUUGACAACGAAAACUUUAUCAAGGAGGCAGAAACCAUUGAUGGCGACAUUCUGAAGCUGGGGUUCCUGGCCUACAUGAUACGGUUUGAGGUCAUUUCAAAAGGGCCCAACUCGUCGGUGAUAAGGUCGACUAUCGAGUAUGAGAUUGAUGAUGCACACCCAGAACUUGAAGCUAUGGUCAGCACUGCACCAUUGGCUGAAACUGCUGAGAAAUUUUCCGAGCAUGCUAAGGAGAAGAGUGUCAUCCCCCAAGCAACCUCUUGAAACAAAAAUCUCAAGACUGCAGUUCAAGUCUAUAUAUCAUGAGAGACAAAUGAACUAGAGUUUCAGAGCUUCUGUGUUGUGUUUCAAAUAUACUCCCUCUAUAUAAAAUUAUAAGACGUUUUGACUUUUUA
This is a messenger RNA of Sorghum bicolor (sorghum), 699 nucleotides long. Its product is annotated as S-norcoclaurine synthase. Gene Ontology annotation, biological process: abscisic acid-activated signaling pathway; defense response. The record is from RefSeq and is a predicted model, not a curated record. Gene Ontology annotation, molecular function: protein phosphatase inhibitor activity; signaling receptor activity; abscisic acid binding. Gene Ontology annotation, cellular component: nucleus; cytoplasm. The coding region runs from base 80 to 568 and encodes 162 amino acids. The transcript has 2 exons. Lineage: Eukaryota; Viridiplantae; Streptophyta; Magnoliopsida; Poales; Poaceae.